GAUGGAGAAACAGGCGCUGGAGAAUAUCCUAGGAUACAACGACGGUGUGGAUAAUCCUGCGGGAUACUUCAAACAUUAUCCCAGCUUGAAGCGGAACAUCGUGGCGAAGAACCUUGAAACUAUUUGCACGGCGAGCGAUACGGAUUCGAUUAAAUUAGGGCGAGGAUUUCGAUGCGCGGACGGACUUGAAGACAAUAACAACACAAAAAGCAAGGAGCCCAGGGUUAAGGGAAAACAGACGGACAAAUGCGAUAGCGAGCCAACCGGAAGUGACAGCAGCAGUGUCAACAGUGCCAGGGAUGUCAAGAGCCAUCAUAAAAAUGGCGGCUCCUCGGCUCACGGGAAGAAGGACCGGGUGUCACGUGGGAAAGCCGGGACCAGCAGCCGGAAUCAGUCGUUCAAGUCGGCGAAACGGGUUUCGUUCCGGCUAAGACAUGAACGCAUGGAUGGAGCCGACCUGUGCUUUGAGAUCGUCAAGAGGGCGUCGUCAGGGUUUGUGUACAGUGAGGCGGUGGCCAGCCACUACAUGCGGCAGGUGCUGGAGGCCCUGCGCUACUGCCACACCAACAACAUCAUCCACCGGGACCUCAAGCCCCACUGCAUCCUUCUGGCGUCCACGGAGAACUCGGCCCCAGUCAAACUGGGCGGCUUCGGCGUGGCCACGUUACUGCCCAAUGACCAGCUCAUUACCUCAGGUCGAGUGGGCACUCCGCAAUACAUGGCGCCGGAGGUCAUAGACCGGAAGCCGUACGGAAAGCCGGUAGACAUGUGGGGCUGUGGGGUGCUCUUGUUUAUACUGCUGGGGGGUUAUCCCCCUUUUUGUGGCACCAAGGAGAGGCUGUAUGAAAUUAUUGUCAAGGGCAAUUAUCCUAUGAAACCAAAGCAAUGGGACCACAUAUCUCCAGCAGGGAGAGAACUCAUGCAAAGACUCUUAGAGAAAGACCCAGAGAAGAGGAUAACAGUGGAGCAAGCAUUAGAGCAUCCGUGGAUAAAGUGUAAAAAAGAUGUACCAAGGAAUCACCUGCAUGAAACUGUAGACGAGUUGAAAAAAUUUAAUUCCAGGAGAAAGCUUAAAGGGGCUAUUAUGGCUGCUGUGGCUAGUCCGAAGUGGACAAGUUUUUACAAUGACCCUUCACCCCCGGAGGAUGAUGAUGUCACCUCAGCUGCAGUGUCCCAGGUGCUUGACUCCCUUGAGGAGAUCCAGCUGUUGACCGACUGCGCUCACAGCCAGCAGCACACCAACUUCCUCGACCAAGUCUUCCAAGAUUCCAAACUUGUGGCCUUACUCAACCUUUACGAUAAGAUCAAUACAAGAUCGGCAAGCCCUGCUCGCAGGCCCAGCUCUGAUGCCGUCCAUAGAGCUAGCGAGGUCCUUCGUCUUCUCCAAGCCAAUUCGACAGGAUCUCACUGCACGGAGGUGGCCGAGCUUAGGCGACUGCUUACAUCCCCCAACAUGAAAGCCCUCCUUCAGUCCCACGAUGUGGUAGCCCAUGAAGUCUACAGUGAAGACACCGCCCACCACGCGUCACCCAGCUCAUCGCAUCCCUCCUCCAUCCCCGCCCACCCCUACGUCAAUGGCAGCAUGAGCGCUCAAGGCAACGGAGACAUUGACGGCGGCGGUCUCCGGCACGACACCGUCGAUGGCGUCGUCCGUGUUCGGCUGGUCCAGUUCCAGAAAAAUACCGACGAACCAAUGGGAAUCACGCUCAAGGUCAACGACGAAGGUCAGUGUUUUGUGGCCCGGAUCAUGCACGGUGGGAUGAUACAUCGGCAAGGUACACUCCAUGUUGGUGAUGAAAUCAAAGAGAUCAAUGGUAUCAGUGUCCAGAAUCAGCCUGUAGACAAACUACAGUCUAUGCUGAGAGACCUUAAAGGUGCUGUAGUUCUAAAAGUUCUGCCCUCUGUGUCCAGUCCCAAAAGUGAACAUCUUCAGCAGAAAGAGAAGGAAGCAAGGGGUAGCAUCAUACUCAAGAUAGUACCCAGUCAAAGGGUUUAUGUACCACAGUGUGAGAUUUAUGUUCGAGCAUUAUUUAAUUAUAACCCUGGUGACGACGACCUCAUUCCAUGCUCACAGGCUGGUGUGCCUUUUAAAGUGGGAGAUGUUCUACGGAUCAUAAGCAAAGAUGAUUCCGACUGGUGGCAAGCCAAGAAGUGGGAGGUGAAGAGCUCAGGGCCUGCUGGUUUGAUUCCAUCUCCAGAACUUCAGGAGUGGAGAACAGCUUGUGCAGCCAUUGAGAGAGCUAAACAUGAACAUGCAGCAAACUGUUCAUGGUUCAACCGAAAGAAAAAAGACAAGUACCUGGCUAAACACAAUGCUGUAUUUGACCAGCUGGACCUGGUGACCUAUGAGGAAGUGGUACGGUUACCUCAGUUUUUGAGGAGAACCUUGGUGCUUCUAGGCGCCCACGGAGUUGGGAGGAGACACAUCAAAAACACCCUCAUUACUGGUCAUCCAGAAAGAUUCGCCUACCCUAUUCCACACACUACCCGGCAGGCACGUGUAGACGAGGAGGAUGGGAAAAACUAUUUCUUCGUGACCCAUGAAGCCAUGAUGCGGGACAUAGCCAACAACGAAUACUUAGAAUAUGGGACGCACGAGGACGCAAUGUAUGGAACCAAGCUUGAGACAAUACGUAACAUUCAUUCCCGAGGCUUGAUGGCUAUUCUAGAUGUGGAACCACAGGCACUAAAAGUGCUACGGGCAGCUGACUAUGCCCCUUAUAUUGUGUUUAUCGCUGCGCCCAAACCUGAAGAUAUCAGUGAAAAACUUAGAAACUUCAGUGAUUCAAGUUUAGAACGCUUAGCAAAUGAAAGCAAACUCCUGGAAAAAGCCUACGGUCAUUUCUUUGACCUGAAGAUUGUAAACAAUGACAUUGAUGAGACCAUUCAGACUUUAGAAAAAGCUAUAGAAGAAAUUUGUUCAACGCCACAGUGGGUGCCGGUCAGCUGGGUGUAUUAGUGUGUUUGUUGAUGUGGAAUGCCUGCUUGUUUGAAGUUGAUCUAUUCUUCCAAUAUGAGCCUUGAGUGUUGUUAGGGAGAGAGCCAUGUUAUUGACCAAUGCUUAAGUUGAUAGUUUGUGACUUGUUUGUUUGUGGUGGUUUAAUGACCACUGCCGGUGCGUGACCAUGCAAAGAUUAUUAUAAGGUUGUUUUGGUAUGCCUGUUUAAAUUAAUUAGAAAUACCAUUUAUUUUAAUGUUAAAUUUGAUAUUACACUGGCACUUCAUAUAUUUAUAUUAGACUACUUUGUAAAAGAAUUAAGUUAAAAUCUUUUAUAUGCAUUUAUUAUAAAACUUACAUGUAAGUUAUUUAGAAAGGUGUAGUUUCUGUUAAAAUAUUUGUAUAAAAUACUUACUGGUAAGCGAGUAGAUAUUGUCAUGUUUGAGAAAGGAAGAGAACAGUGACAGUGUUACACAAUGAUGUAGUCUGGCAGGUAGGUUACACUGGAACACAGGGUGAAAGAGAUGUAUAACAAAAAUACCUGUGGGUAGGCCUCUUGUAUGUUACGUCAAAACUUAGAAUAUAUAGUUUAAGAUAGCAGGAUUAUUAAUAGUUUAAUUCAUGAAACAUUUUUGAUAAUUAAAUUUUUGUAUUUUUAAAAAUAGAAUUUAAAUUUUUAAUUAAUUAUUUUAUUGUUUUAAUUCCCUCUUUAAAAUGUAUUAGACUUUUUUUUUCUUACAUUCUAGCUAUAAUGGUUUAAAGGCUUAAAAAAGGAAUAUUUUGCUAAUCAACUGUCAAAUGGGACAGCUAAAUUUAGUACAUUCAUGGAUAACCGUAAGAGGAAAAAAACCACACUAAAAAAUAAUUUGGCUGUUUGAAGCAAAUAAGGCCAUUUAUUUCUCAAUAUUAAUUUUUUUUUAAAUGAAUAGUUCUUAUAUUAAUUGACAGUGAAGUUAAUUCAUAAUUUUAUUUAAUUACAAUUCAGCCAGAUUAACCUUUGCUAAACAGUAAUUUAAUUCCUGUCCGUUUGAAGUGAAUGAUUCACAAAAUCACUUUAACUUAUCCUAUAAUGUAAAAAAAACUACACAGAAUAAGAGACUUUGUUUUUGUUGUGUAAGCUAAGCACUAACCAAGGUGUGAUAUUGUCCUACUGGUCACGGCACGACUUCGCUGCAACCCUGAGAUUGAUUCAUGCAACACAACCCUAUGUGUUACCUGAUAUUUAUUUCAUUAUGUCCUCAAGCAUAAUACAUCAAUUCCAUUUAUACAACUAUUUUGUGCUCAUGUUCUUAUAAUCACCUCACUUACUUGCGUUGGUUUACCUGCAGCGGUUCUUAUCAACUAAUGUUUACAUUAAAUUUCAUUAUUGCAAUUAACCAUUUCUUUGCCUUUUAUUUCCAUUUUUAAUGCAUCUGUUUUUGAUGCUGUUGUUUUCCAAUUAUCAGAUCCUUCUCCUUAUUUAUUUUUCAAAUGGUGUAAAAAAAAAUUGAUAGAAACCUCAGGUUAUAAAUAUUGUGUUUGCUGCUAAGUUUGAUAAAUUUUUUUGUAUAAAUAAUUUUAUAGUCUUUGUGUAGUUUUGGUCAGAUGAUUUGAAAAUAUUUGGUUUUUGAAAAAUCAAAAUUAGUAGUUUUUUUUUAGCUAAAUUUUAUUCUUCAUUAAUUCUUUUUAUCCCAUUUCCUAGCAUGAAAUCAAACAAGCAUUACUAUACAAAAAAUUUCACUUUUGAACAUAGGAAAAUGUUCUUUGCUGUUUAUAAGUUAGCAGCAUUCUUCAUCAAAAAAUUGUUUUUAGUUUUGUAUCAGAGCAUCAAUGAAUAUUUCCUUUGGCACACAAAUUAAGUCUAGCUUUGAUUAAUUUUUAUUUUUCUGGUUAAUGUCUGUAGAAAUUGUAUGUACUAUCAAGUUACCUUUGUUUACAUAGUAUUUACACUUAAAAUUGUGAUACAAAAUGUAAAUACCACAGCUAAUUAUGUGCUGGUAACUGAUGACAAAACAACACAAUCUUGGGAUUAAAUGAAGAAUGUGCUAAUUGGAUUUAAUAAACAUGUAUCUGAUACAAAAUAUUUCCAUGCUUUUAUCCUACUGAUUGAAUCUUUUUACUUAAAGUUUAGUUUUCUCAUAGGGUUUAGUAUUUACUAUUUAGACUUUCAGAGGGCAGAAUUUAAUAGCUUGAUAAUCAUAUUUUUUUCAUAUAAGUCCAGGGCUACUUUCUCAUCAGCAAUGCUCAUUCACAAAUGAAAAGCUGGCAUUGUGCUUAGAUUUACUCUUAUCGUUUAUAUUUAUAAAUUAUAAACACUAUCUUAGUGUCCUGGUAGAUGCAUUGUCUUAACGCCAGUAAGCCUAUUACAUAAAUAACAUAGACAUCAUUCAUAAUAGAUUGACAGGUCUAGUUUUAAAAUUAUUUUAUUGAUAAUAGUUUUAUUAAUUUAGAGCAAUGUCUUAGACUUUUAGAGAACUUUUUCAUAUCAUUAAAUAUCUAGGCACCAAAGAUUUUAGCAACUCAAGAGAAAAAAAAGACCAUUGUGUACUGUCCAUAUAAUUAUUAUAUAAUAGAUAUAGCCAAAAGUCAAGUUUUUGUCUUCCAACACUCUCAUAAAGCGGAAAAGUGAAUUAAAGAAAAAUACUAGGUUUAUACUAAAUCACUUCCAAAACUUAUAAAGUGUAAUUAUCGAAACCAGCAAAUUAAGCUAAAUAACAAAAAAUUUAGUUUGAACUUCUCUGGUUUCAUUAUUGCUUUACACGUAUUUCUUCAACAAUUUUAUUUUGCAAAUAGUUUUUAGAAUGUAACCCCUCUUUGGCUAUUAAUGUUAAUUUGUUUUUUAAAUAUUUUAAAUUUUCUUUGAAUUCAGACUUUUACAGUAACUAAAUCUGCUUUAUAUACACCUCCUUUCAUCAAACAAAAUCAUUUUGUUGACCUAUGAGAAUUUAAAAUUAAAUUAUAUUUAUCAUUAUCAUCUUUUGCUUUUUAUUACUCUUCUUUUCUUUUAUGGAAUAUCAUGUUUAGUUUACCAACAUAAAAUACACAUACACUCAGCUAAAUGUAACUUGUGAGGGCGUUUUAUAAUAAGUCACACCUAUAAAACACCUGACAUUCUGUACAUUUAUAUUCCAAAUGAUUUCACACCUAAUCAUUCACUAUGUAAAUUUUAGUUCUAAAUGUACUUGAGCCAUUAUGAGAAUAUUUUUAAAUUUAAGCCAUGAUUAUUGCCAAAGAUCAUUAUGCUGAAUUACUAUUUGUUUAUUAAAGUUUUAAUAGAUAAAAGAUUUUUUUUAAAGUGUUACUUUCUGACGACACAAAAAAAAUAUUUUAAAUAGGCCUGUUUGUGGAAUUUUGAUUUUUUUUUUAUCUUCUUGAAUUAAAAAAAUUAAUUCUAAAUAAAAAUUAUGAUAUGUAAUCAAGUUUUAUAAAUCAAAUAAUUGAGCCUAGCAUUAGAUGUAAAGAAAUUUUUGGGAUAAGUCUUGAUGUAAUGUCCUUAAAGGACCUUGCAUGACACUACUGUAAAUACUUUGUCAUUUUUUUUUUUGCAAAGUAUAAUCAGGACCUAAUGAUGAUUGCUACUCUUAUUUUAUGCAUGUAUAAUUAUCAAUAAAAUACAAGUUGA
Messenger RNA from Physella acuta, 6539 nucleotides. RefSeq names its product peripheral plasma membrane protein CASK. The record is from RefSeq and is a predicted model, not a curated record. Gene Ontology annotation, molecular function: protein binding; protein kinase activity; ATP binding. Gene Ontology annotation, biological process: protein phosphorylation. Lineage: Eukaryota; Metazoa; Mollusca; Gastropoda; Physidae.